CUUCCUGCCGCCGCCUCGGCAGAGCCGCCAGCGCCAUGGAGCGGCUCCGGCUCCCGCGGCUCCUGGCCGCCGCAGUGAUCGUGGAGUGCUGUGCACGGCUCUGCCCCGGUCUCGGCGGUGGGAUGGGCUCCGCGCUGGGCACUGCUGUCCCCUGCGCCCACCCAGGGACCGCGGCGGGGGAGCGCUGCCAGACAGAUCCGGAGCGAGGAGCUGGCACAGGGCAGGCACCGAUGCCGGAGGCCGCAGGGCAGCUGCAGACAGAAGCUGAGCUGCUGCCCUUCCCUGGGACCCCCGUCAGGACUGCUGAGCCCCCCAGCCCCCAGGGGAGCCCUGCAGGCCCCCAGGCAGACGGGGAGGGCACAGGGCCCACGGUGUGGGGUGGAGCAGCCACCGAGCGUCCAAGGCCCCUGUUAUCCGGAGGCACCACUGAGCAGGCAGCUGCAGGCAGCAAGUGGCCAUCUCCAGCCAGCCUGGGGGUGACCAGUGUGGGGGCCACAGCCCCCAUGGAACCAGAUGCAGCUCCUACCACUAGAUACCCCCCCGGGACUGACCCUGUAGGAAAUGUGACGGUGGAAGGUGCCACAACCUCGCAGGGGACCCCGUCGUAUUCACCAUCCUCGACAACGGUGCUCGGUUCUGCCAGGGGACAGCGGGGAUCCCCCAGCACCCUGCUGGGAUGGACCCCCAUGGGGACAGCACUUGUGCAGAGCCAGAGGGGCUCACAUGGCCCCUUGUUCCCGGAGCUGCUGGCUGGGGAGGGCCUGGGAGCCACCAUCCCGCUGGGUGACAGCAGCCCAGGGACACACUCAAGCAUCACGCUGGCCACAGACAGUCCAGUGCCAGGGACAACUGGGACAUCACCCUUUUCAGGGGGGCUGCAGAGGCUGCUGACCCCUACAGGGCCACUGGCGGGGACACCGGGGCCAGCAGAAAGAUGGGUCUCUGACUCCCGCCCGUGGCAUAGGAUGGAUGUUUCCUGGCAGGGUCCUCGUUCUCCCCCUCACCCCUCUCCAUCAUCCCUGGCGGCUGGUGGCCGUGGGGGCCCUGUGGCCGGCACAGCCCAGCCAGCCAUGGGGACAGACCCAACCUCGCUCCCUGCCACAGGCAAGGGGUCGAGUCUUCUUGUCCCCACCACCAUGGCUGGCACCCCAGGGAUGACAUCCCCCAGCCAGGGGGGAGCCCUGGAUCUGACCACCCGGGUCUUAGGGCCACCCGAGAAGGAGGGUCCCUCUGAGUACAGCCACGUCCCCCUGGACCAGACCAGGCGUCUGCCAGUGGUGUCGGGGCAGCCCCCCACCUCCAUGGCCCCGGGCACCUCUGCUGUGGCACAGAGCAGGGUUCCACACACCAGCACAGGGUCCCCCCGUGUCCCCCCAUCCCCACGGCCUGCCCCAAUUGGUGGCUCUGCAGUGCCCACGUUGCCGACCCCACAGCCCUCUCCAGGGACUGGCUGGGGUGUCCUGGGACUUGGCCCCACUGCGGGCACCCCCCCGGGAGACCCGUCCCCAAGGGUCGGGCUGCGCCAUGCUGGCUCAGGGGGGGAUCCUGCUGAGACCCCCCAAAUCCGGGGGGGAACCCCGGUGGGGGUGGGUGACACUGGGCCCUGGGCAGCAACUGCUCAGCUGAGCUGGCAGCCGGGCAGCCUGGCCCCCCCCUCAGCCUCUGGGCCCCCUCGGCUGUCAGCUCUGUCCCAGCCUGCGUCUUCCCUGGAGCCGACCACCACUAUUGGCGUCACCACCACUAUCAGCGUCACCACCACUAUCGGCGUCACCACCACCGCUGUCACCGCCACCACCACCAUCACAGCCACCACUGCCAGCCCAGCACUGCUCAGGGACGUGGGGACCGUCACGCCAGAGCCUGGUGCUGCUGUAUUGCAGAGUGAUGUGACGGGGCUGAUGUGGGGGUCCACCAUGAAGCCAGGGCACCCCCAGCAGCCCACCAAUCCCUCUGGGACCCUGGGCCAUGGUGGGGGCCCUGGGUCCCCUCCAGCUGCUGCUGACACAGACCUGGUCCAGCCAUCGAGCAGCCCCGGAGGGUGGCCGGAUGCUGACACUCCCCAAGUGACACCGGCUGCAACAGGCAGGGCCCCCCAGGUGUUCAUCGUGGAGGAUCAGCCGCCCCUCCUGAGAGCAUCCCUCCUCCGCAUCCCCUGCGAGCUGGUGCUAGACAUGGGGUUCAUCCCUGCCCUGCAGGACCCGGGCUCCCGCGAGCAUCGGGAUCUGCUGCACAGCUUCAACCGGACGGUCGCGCCCCUCUUCAUGUCGGUGCCCGGGUUCCUGCGGCUGGAGGUGACGGGGAUCCGGGAGGGCAGCGUGGUGCUGGAGUACGACGCGGUGCUGGCGGCGGAGCGGGUGCCGGCGGCGGGGCUGGGAGCGCUGCUCGACGCCGCGCUGGGCUCCGGCCGGGCGGGGCUGGCGGUGGGCUCUGCCCCCGUCCUGCGCAACGUGGCUCGGGAGCGGCCGCUGGACCCCUGCGCCGCGCUCUUCGCCUGCCGGGCCGGCUUCGCCUGCGUGGCCGGGGCGGACGGGAACGCCACCUGCACCUCCCUCUGCCACCGCGGCUACUGCAAGAACCACGGCAUCUGCGCCCACCCCCGCGACCGCGGGCCCCUCUGCCAGUGCCCCGUCGGCAGCGAUUUCUGGUUCAUGGGGCUGCGCUGCGACUACCGGGUGACGCAGCAGAGCCUGCUGGGGGCGGCGGCGGGGGUCCUGCUCAGCAUCCUCCUCCUGGCCGCCGUCCUCGCCGCCGUCGCCAUCCGCCGGUUCAAGGCGCUGCUGCUGGAGGCCAGGGCCGACCAGACCCGCAGCAGCUACCGGCGGUUCUGCCGGCUGGACGAUGUCUCGGCCCAGUACUGGUCGCGCUCCUGGUUGCCCUCGGCCAGCUCGCUGGACAACCCGGCUUUCAGCAACUCGGAGGAGCUGCUCCACUUGCAGAUCUUGGACAACGGCUGCUGCAGCUGCCGGGAAGACUCAGGCAUCACCGACAGCGCCAAGGAGCCCCCCGCGCCCCCCACCCACCCUGUGUGCCGGCCCAGUUUCCAUUAUGACUGGGACACAAGUUCCAGCAGCAUGAACGAUCCCAUGGUGGACUCAGGAAAAGCCAGUGACAUCUCAGUGUCGAGUUGGCCCAUGGAGCCCAUCCAGUGGACACCUUUUCCUCUCCUCCAUCAGCUUUCCAGGCAGCGACCGCACAAAGCCAGGCGGCCGCGCUCGUACUGCGAGGGGAUGGAGCUGGUCAACCUUGAGAGGAGCUGGACAGCCUGAAGGCGGCAGAGCAAAAACACAGGCACCAAGGUUCAGCUUUUAAAACCAACCACAUUUUAUUUCCACGUAACAAGCUCAGUGAAGGAAUUUCAAACACUUUGACAAUACAAUCAACGCAGGUGUGAUGUCAGUUCCACUCCAGGCAGAGUCCCGAAAGAUUAUCUGCCAACGUUUUCACCGCUGUUUCGGACCAGACUUCAGAAGCCAGCUUUGGCUUGGGACAGCGUAUUUCAUAGUAAGUAGUUACAGAUAAGUGUCUAGUAACACACAAUGCUGGCAUCCAACAGAGUUAAUGACUUACAUCCGGCAAUUUGAAAAUAAAGUCUAACAGAUUUUUGAAGUCACAUCAUACUAUGUACAUAUAUGGUCUGCCCUAUAGCCAUUUCAGAACAAGCUAAGCCACUGUGAAAAGUGAGAUACAAAUUAAGCGCUGCUGCAUUGUUCAUCAUGAUUAAUGUAAAUGAGGUAUAAAUUUAAACACCAGUACGUUUUAAGCAUUAAAGUUUAUUUUCCAAAAUGCUC
Messenger RNA from Chroicocephalus ridibundus (black-headed gull), 3788 nucleotides. RefSeq names its product collagen, type I, alpha 1a-like. The record is from RefSeq and is a predicted model, not a curated record. The coding region runs from base 36 to 3266 and encodes 1076 amino acids. The transcript has 11 exons. Lineage: Eukaryota; Metazoa; Chordata; Aves; Charadriiformes; Laridae.